This is a messenger RNA of Astrephomene gubernaculifera, 729 nucleotides long. The record is from the annotation of a GenBank genome assembly. NCBI's taxonomy places the organism in Eukaryota, Viridiplantae, Chlorophyta, Chlorophyceae, Chlamydomonadales, Astrephomenaceae.
CCCUCUCUCACUGUGGACUCACGGAGCCCCAGCAGCAGCAGUGGCAGGAGCAGCAGAACCCCAUGAAUGACCUUAGCGGGUGCAGGGAAGGGGGUCCCUCCUCCCCCUCCCUCCCGCCUGGCGUGCCGUUACCUUCACCAACUUGCCCGCCGUCGCCAGCACCGCCCAGCCUGACAUCGACCUCGCCUGCAGCGCCCAGCCCUCUCCCUCCCUCGCCCUCACCGCCCAGCCCUCGCCUACACCGCCAUCUCCUGCACUUCAACCGCCUGGCGUUCCGCCUCCAUCCCUCACCUUCUCUUCCCAGCCUUGCACCACCACCACCUCCUGCGCCGCUUCCUGCAUGGCGUGCUGCCACCUUCGCUGGAGCCGCCCCGCCUUGCACCACCACCACCUCCUGCGCCGCUUCCUGCAUGGCGUGCUGCCACCUUCGCUGGAGCCGCCCAGCCGCUCAUCCGCCGUAGCUUAUAUAGCAGCAGAUUCGUCUCUACACAGGACAGUGCUGAGCCUUUGCUGUUCCGCUGCUGCAACCGCCCAGCCCCCACCGGCGCUGCCCAGCCCGCCUCCCCCCUAACCAGCAUCAGCCAGGCUGCUGCCACCCUCACCGCCCCCAAGCCCUGGCACCUCCGCCCCUCUGGGCACCCUCUGGGCCCGCUCUGCCCAGCUCGCUGCCGCCCUCACCCGCACUGCCCAGCCCUCACGGCCGGCCUUCCCGCCACACAGCCAGCUUCC